Molecule: messenger RNA, 1107 nt
Organism: Oncorhynchus mykiss (rainbow trout)
Lineage: Eukaryota; Metazoa; Chordata; Actinopteri; Salmoniformes; Salmonidae
Source: RefSeq, a predicted model, not a curated record
AUGGUGUACCAUGAUGAAGUGCUCUCACCCCCAGGCCCUAAUGUGUUUGUGAAGGCCCUGCGAAAGCUUCCCAACCUCCAUGAUGAGCAGUAUGCCCUGGACGACAGCAUAGGUGGCCCACAGGAGAACACCCUUGUCCUGCCGCUGUGCAAACAAAAUAAGAGGAUAGUGUACACUGUUUUAGAGUACAGCCCCUUGCUGGACUCUUGCAAUAUGACCACAGAUGACUGGGCUACAAUUGGGAAGGACAUUGAGAAACACUAUGAGAAGUAUGACGGUUUUGUUAUUCUCCACGGCACGGACACCAUGGCCUACACAGCAUCCGCUCUGUCCUUCAUGUGUGAGAAUCUGGGGAAGCCUGUCAUCCUCACCGGCUCCCAGGUGCCGAUCUAUGAGAUGAGGAACGAUGGAAGAGACAACCUGUUGGGGGCGCUGCUGAUCGCUGGUCAGUUUGUCAUUCCUGAGGUUUGUCUGUAUUUCCACAACAAGCUGUACCGGGGCAACCGUGUGACCAAGGUGGAUUCUGGGAGUUUCAAUGCCUUCAAUUCUCCUAACCUGGCUCCUCUGGCCAAUGCUGAAGUGGAUAUUAAAAUUAACUGGGACACGGUGUGGAGAGCAAACACAACCUCGCCGUUCAGAGUGAGCACUCAGAUGAACCGUAACGUGGGUCUGCUGAGACUCUUCCCAGGCAUCACUGCGAUGACCGUGAAGUCCUUCCUGCAGGCGCCCAUGGAGGCCAUCGUCCUGGAGACGUAUGGUAGUGGAAACGCCCCUGAUAACUGUGCUGACCUGCUUGAGGAGUUCCGGAAUGCCACAGAGAGGGGCGUGAUCAUGGUCAACUGCACCCAGUGUCUGAGGGGUUCUGUCACCACAUCGUACGCCACUGGAAAGGCCUUGAGUGACGCAGGACUGGUGGCAGGCAGUGACAUGACUUCUGAGGCUGCCCUGUGCAAGCUGUCCUACGUGCUGGCCAGGACGGACCUCAGCAUAGAGAACAAAAGAAAGAUGCUGAGUCAGAACCUGCGGGGAGAGAUGAAGGCUGACCUGCAGGGGGCCAAGCUCACUCUGAGCGAUGACCUGGAUGAAGUCUCUGAGCAUCAGCUGUAA